AUGGCGUGUCACACGUCGAUACGAUGGGGUGACAUGGUUCUAAUUGGAGUAUACCUUCCUCCUAGUCUGAACAUAAGACAAUUCGAGGAAGCACUCGAGGAGAUGGAAGAACUGAUCCAACAGAUGGACAAUACACCAAUGUUUGUACUUGGAGACUUUAAUGCUAAAGAUAUCAUGUGGCAGUCCAAGACUACGGAUUUACGCGGAAAGACUGUAGCAGAAUGGGCAAGCCGGCUAGGCCUCUGCUGCUUAAACCACGGGGGAAAGAGUACCUGUGUGAGAUAUUCAGGAGAAUCAAUAGUAGAUCUCACUUUUGCCACUCCAGUAGCAGCAAGAAGACUUUUCUCAUGGAAGGUGUCGGAUCGGGAGAGCAGAUCCGAUCAUAUGUAUAUAGAGAUUGAGAUCAGGAAAACAAGGAUGCAAAAAACAAAGGAACGCUCCCCUCAAACAAAAAGAUGGGCGGUCAAAAAAUUAGAUAAGGACAUGCUGUCAGCAGCAAUUAUAGCCAGCUGCUGGACUAAGCACUACAUGACCGAAGAAGAUAUAGGAGAGGAUAUCGAAGGGACGGCCGACAGAGUCCAGAGCAUAAUGAUAGAGGCGUGCAAUAUAGCCAUGCCGAGGAGUGAAGCUAAAAUGCGUAAAGCUGUGCCAUGGUGGUCCACUGAAUUAGACCAGCUAAGGUCCGAACUCUCAGCUACACGGAGAAGACUGAGAAGGGCGAGGAGAAGGAGAAACGCUCUAAACGAAGAGGAGACCGAAGUGAAACUAAACGAAUUUAGACAGGCCAGAGACACCUUCAGCAAAGUCAUAAGGAAAGCGAAAGCCAGAGCAUGA
Trachymyrmex cornetzi is the source of this 834-nucleotide messenger RNA. RefSeq lists its product as uncharacterized. Gene Ontology annotation, molecular function: catalytic activity. The transcript has a single exon. The coding region runs from base 1 to 834 and encodes 277 amino acids. Lineage: Eukaryota; Metazoa; Arthropoda; Insecta; Hymenoptera; Formicidae. The record is from RefSeq and is a predicted model, not a curated record.